GGCUCUUCCUGUUGUUGUUGUUACCAUGGGAAAAGUUCACGGAUCGUUAGCUCGUGCCGGUAAGGUUAAGAAUCAGACUCCUAAGGUCCCCAAGCAGGAGAAGAAGAAGGCUAUCACUGGUCGUGCUCGUAAGCGCAUGCAGUACAACCGUCGUUUCUCGGCUAAGGUGACCGGUGGUCCCAAGAGAGGCCCUAACUCGAACCAGAAGUAAACGAGUUGAUUUACGAACUGUAUCAUCAUCGUAAUAGCUCGACUGCCUACUACUUCUA
Molecule: messenger RNA, 269 nt
Organism: Perkinsus marinus ATCC 50983
Lineage: Eukaryota; Perkinsozoa; Perkinsida; Perkinsidae
Product: 40S ribosomal protein S30, putative
Exons: 2
Coding region: 26-211 (61 amino acids)
Biological process (GO): translation
Cellular component (GO): cytosolic small ribosomal subunit; ribosome
Molecular function (GO): structural constituent of ribosome
Source: RefSeq, a predicted model, not a curated record